Messenger RNA from Contarinia nasturtii (swede midge), 4699 nucleotides. It is a transcript of the gene Pez, whose product is annotated as tyrosine-protein phosphatase non-receptor type 14. Lineage: Eukaryota; Metazoa; Arthropoda; Insecta; Diptera; Cecidomyiidae. Gene Ontology annotation, biological process: protein dephosphorylation. The record is from RefSeq and is a predicted model, not a curated record. Gene Ontology annotation, molecular function: protein tyrosine phosphatase activity. Gene Ontology annotation, cellular component: cytoskeleton. The coding region runs from base 374 to 4036 and encodes 1220 amino acids. The transcript has 10 exons.
UUCGUUGAAUAGUGCGUGCAUACCGCUUUUUUCCCGUCUGCAACUGGAUUUUUUUUUUCGUUCUUUGUCUACUUCGUCAGUUUGUGUUUUUCUCUCGUUCGCGUGUGUUUGUAUCUGUAUUUGGAGUUCGUGUUCCGAAUGAGUGCAUUGUCGCCUCUUUAUGUAUACAUUGAAAAAUCCGGAUGCAAAAGAGUUUCGAACCCAAAGAAUUGUGAGAGAAGAACGAAAGAGAAGAUUGAACAAAAAAGACGUGAAUACCAUCUGAUCGGAAUUGUGGGAUAUUGACAGCUCAGCGAAAUAAAACGCCGAUUCCAAUAAAUUAAUUCAAUUCCAGCGUGAAGAAAACACAAAAGUAACAAAAACACAUGAAAAAAUGCCAUUCAAAAUCAAGCUGAAAAAAUCACGGCAUUAUAAUGUCACAUCGAAGAGUUUGUUCGUAAUAUCUGUUCAUCAUUUGCUGGUUUUAGAUACACCGACAACGGUCGAUUGCACGCUCAGUUCGGAAAGCACUGGUUUGGAAUGUUUGGAAAAUGUGUGCCAACGUUUAUCGAUAAAUCAACCGGAAUUUUUCGGUUUACGUUAUAUAGUCAAGGGUAGCGAAACUGAAAUGCGAUGGGUGGAUCUUGAUCGGCCGCUCAGUCGUCAAUUGGAGAAACAUGCAGCCAGCCCGAAAUUGUAUUUGCGCAUAAUGUACUAUGUCAUCUCAACAGCACUGAUAACCGAUGAAGUGACGCGAAACUAUUAUUUUCUACAAUUGAAGAGUGAUGUUGUUGACGGUCGCAUACUGUGCGAUCCAAGGCAAGCCGUUGCACUGGCAAUGUACUGUCGACAGGCACAGUAUGAUAGCUACCAAAGUGAACGGCACACCGUUGACUAUUUGAAAACAUUAUUGCCAUUUCCACGGCAUAUGAUUGAAGCCGGAUUAUUGGAAACACUUACCGAAGAAGUGCUACAACCAAAUCCAGACGUUCAAAGCCUAACUCAGUCGGCAGCCGAAGCUUUAUUUAUCACCGCAUGUCAAAACCUUGAUGGAUAUGGUCAAGAGCGAUUCAACGCUAAAAAUGAUUCAAAUCACAUGGUUUCACUUGGUAUCACAGUUGCUGGUAUUGUUGUUGCGACCAAUGAUGGAAUGUUCACAUUUUAUCCGUGGCAUGAAAUCAAUAAUGUUGUCAAUCACAAGCGAAUUUUCAACAUUGAGUGCACUGAAUCACAGAAAAAUGUUAGCUUUCAACUGCAAGAUGCCGAUACAGGUCGUUACUUUUGGAAGUUGUGCGUGUUGCAACACACAUUCUUCAUGAAAUACGAACAAAAUCAAGAACAUCCGAAUGUUGAACAAAAUCUCUUCCAAAAUGUGCCAGAAGACCUGAACGAAAGUCGUGAUAAUUUAUUCGAACAAACGUCAAAUAUUUAUGCAUCUGAUUCGCAUAUACCAGCAUCGUUAUUGUGGAAUCAAUCACAUCAGCAACUGCACCCACAUCAUACCGAAUCGAUUGUUUCAUCAAAUAUGUCAUUAGCAGCUAGUCAACAACAAUUGCGAAGCGCUUAUGAACAGGGCUGUACACCGGUGCCGAAUGACUACACACAUCGCAACAGUAAUUGGCAAUUGGUUGGUUCGAAUCAAUCAUUGAACAAUGGACGAACUCAAAGCACAUCCUGUUUAGAUUUGAGCAACAAUAAUAUUCAGGUAGAACGUGAGCGAUUGAAGGCAUUUUUACCUGGCUAUCGACCGACACCAGAUUACGAGACUGCAGUUCAGCAAAAGUAUCGAUCAAACACACACAUCAAUUCUUAUUCGGGGAGUCAGCCCGAUGUACAUCAAGCUACUGCAAUCACUGACGCAAUUUUUGGCCAUCAACUACAACAAAAGUAUCCCGAUGUAACAAACGUUUCAACAACGAAUCCAAUUUAUCAGCAACAUUUUGCCGAUCCAAACUUUAUGGGCGUCGAUGGUUUAUCACAUCAAUUGCAAAUGAUGCGCUUGAAUAAACCGCCUCCGCCAUACCAUACAAAUCGAUUUAGUUCCACAUCAACGCCAGAUCUGGCGUCACAUCAAUUGCUUGGUUAUCGCGGUGCAUAUGGUUCUAGUCCAGAUUUGGUAACAACGACGCGUACAUUUGUAAAUCAACCGCCACAAUUUAUGUCACAACAACAAGUGUAUCCAGCAUCAACGGCACAAUCGCAAACAUUCCGCUAUCGAUAUGCCCAAGGCAUCGUACCACAUGGUACAUAUGAAAAUUUAAAUUUCAUCGAUGGGCAUUCAAAACUUUCGCAGAAACUACAACAGAAUGGAUAUCGAAAUGGUUCACCACUGACAAAUGGUUUGAUUAAACAGCACAAUGGAUCGAUUGAACCGAUUUAUGAGAACAUUCCAUUGCCAUGGCAAAGUGAAAAUAGUCAAGCCGAAAUGCGUGAUCGUGCGUCAAGCAUUCAAUCGGCACCCGGUGUUAUGCGCUUCAAAACACAACCGCACCUGAAUCAACAAUUCAUUAAUGACACAAAGAACAGUAAUUUUGCCGUUUCAAAUACCAGCCUGUCCACGAUGAACGAUUUGAAAAACAAUAAUUUGGCCGAACAUGCGCUGUUGUCAAAGAGCACAUCGAAUCCAAUCGAUCAACAUCAUCAUAAUCAUCACAAAUUUGCGCACAAUACAUCAACACAUGAAAUUGACGGACGAUCAGGUCAUAAUGGUACUGUGAUUGCGAUAAAUUCAAAUUCAUCAUUUGAACCGAAUGUUGAAAUCAUUCAACCGCCAAAACAAUUUCAACAAAACGAUAAACCAGUGCACAAAACACGCAUCGAAAUUACGGCACAUGACGAUUCAACAUCGACCAAUCAUCAUGAUGCAAGCAAUCGAUCGUUGACCACAUCAAAUGUGCUUGAAACGUCACAAAGUUCAACGUUCACCAAUCAAACGGCGACAACAACGGAUUCUGGUGUCAGCAUGGAACAUAAAGAGAAAAAAAAACGACGAUGGGUGUUUUUCGGUAGCAGCAGUCAUAGCACAAAAACAAACUCAAACGAUAAGCAUAAGAGUGCCACACUUGGCCGAGAAAAGGAUAAGGAGAAAACGAAAUCAUCAAAAUCGAAAAUUAUUUCACGAGACGAACAAAUUUUGAAACACCGAUGGUCGACGGGCUUACCAAAGCUUCAACCAUUAGCAGCCACAAUUAGCAAAGAAAAAUUGUCACAAAUCUUGGAAGAGAAGCUUCAUGAUACGAAAAUAUAUAUGGAAUUCGAAUCGAUACCAAAGCGUAAGGAGGGUGCACGUUACGAUUGUGCAUUACACGAAGAGAAUCGCAUCAAGAAUUUUGAUCCGAAUUUCCUUCCAUAUGACGAUAAUCGUGUUCGCAUUACGCCGAGCGCGGGAAAUCGAUUAGGUUACGUGAAUGCGUCACACAUUCAAGUUACAGUUGGUAAAAAGCAACGAUUUUAUAUUGUAUCACAAUCACCGCACAACACACAAACAUUGCACACAUUUUGGCAAUGCGUUUGGGAGGCUGAUGUUUACUUGAUUGUUCAAUUAUCGGAAGAGAUAAAUUACAUCCCGGAAACCAGUGACAAAUGUCUGGACUAUGGACAAUAUCAAGUAUUCCAGGAAUUUUCACAGAAUACGGGUCGAUGCAUUACAUCGAAAUUCAGACUGUAUCACACACAAUCGCGACGGUAUCGAUCCGUUUGGCAUUUGAAAUACACCAACGAUUGGGCUGAACAAAAUUGUGCAUCAGACGUAGACACUUUUUUAGAUUUUCUAAAAGAAAUAAAUUCGGUUCGUUUGGCUUCGAUAAACGAAGUUCCACCUGGUCACAAUACAAAUCCGCCUGUAUUGAUUCAUUGCAGCGAAGGUGGUGGACGGGCCGGUGUUACACUAUGCUCUGAUUUGCUGCUCUACACUUUAGACCACAACCAGGAUUUGGAUAUACCCCGUGUUGUUGGUCAGCUCAGACAUCAGCGAGAUAACAUUAUUCCGUCAUUAGCCCAAUACAAAUUCAUUUAUUCAUUACUAAUACAUUCGUUGAAACAGACACGACUCAUUUAAUUUUUCGUCAAGAUAAAGAGAGUGAAAAAAAAACUCAUUGUGUGUACAUAUAAAUUUCUAUACAUAUAUUAUUACUAAAUCCAAAAUCGUGAUAAAUGUGAUCAUGAUCAUUUCAUUUUCUUUUGCGCAUUCGAAUCGAUCUAUUUUACAUUUCAUUUAAACCAACUCACAAGUAUUUGUUUAUUUGACUGAAAACUUCUAUUUUUUAUUAUAAUUAUCUCUUAUUUUUUUGUCUCUAUAGUAUUUUUUUUUUUACAUUGAUUUAUUGUAGCAAGAACAAAGAUAAAAUUGAAAUAACUUGCAUCUUUGUCCAAAUAAUCUGUAUUCGUCUUGUCUUAGUACAGUUUAGGAGAUCAUCAAGAGAACAUUGAAUGAAUGCAUAAAAUAUAUCGAUAAAAACGAAAAAAGUUGACAUGAGAUUCGAAUAAUAUUGCAAAUAUCACCAAUAAAUAUCAACGAACGAGUUUUUUUUCAGUUUUUUUCCCGUUUAAAAUAAUGAACGCCAACAUUUACUUAAGUAAAACUAUUUCGGUGUUCAUAAAUUAAAUUAUUUUGGAAUAUGCCUUACAUGAGCGUACAAAAAUCAUGCCAAGCCGGUAUUAUUAUUAUUAUUUUGAUUCCGGACGCGAGAAAUUUAUUUAGAAAAUGUGACUUAAAAAGCAA